UUAUUAUUAUUUUUAUAAAUCAUCCUUCUUUGUCUCUGUCAACUGCUUCUUCCAAGUCACUGUCAACAACAACCACCAUCGCCACACAUAGCUUUCACCUUCCAAGCACCGGCAGUCUCGAACCACCGCCAACCGCCACUUCAAUCUCCUCUCCGAUGGGGCAUUUCUCCACUAUGGAUUGAGGAUGAUGGCAGAGCAUUUCCCGUCAGCAAUAGCUCGAUUGUCUCAUGUCUGAAGUAAAUAAAAUGGGAGCUCAACCUCGCGCUGUUCAAGAGCUGGUACUUACAGCAAUUGUCAUCCCAACUAGCAAUACUUCUAUUUCUUCAUAUUCACCAAAUUUGAAAAUAUGGACAAUCCAAAGGACGGAAUAUACAUUAUCGAGUCCAAUUCAAUUGAUUGCUGGAUACAUGGGGAAGAAAAACACGAAAAAACUCCCAAAAUCAGUAUCAGGAUUUCAAAAUCAUGUUACCUUAAGGGAAGAAGCUACCGGAAAAAUAAAAACGAUGCCAAUCACUAACACAAAGUCACAUUUGAGAAUUGAACACUUGAAAAAGCUUGCGGUGUGGACCGUGACUGGCCCUCACAUACUGUCUUUGGCUGCUUUCUUUGGUCACCAUUUGGCCACUGUUUCAGAGGUCGCUAGAGUACCUCCUGAUUCUUCUUUAGUCACUUGCCAGAGGUUCAUGGACGCGUUGAAACACAUCUAAUUGAGGGAGUAGGACACUUUCAAAUGGAAGGACCUGCCUAUGAUGCUCACAUGGUUGAGUUCAUCACUGCACACUGCUUCACAGAUAAAAGCUUGCAUUUGCAUAUUACAACUGUAACUAGUGUAAGACCUGUUGAUUCACACGGGUUCGAUGAUUUGUAAUUGUUAUAUGAAUUCAAUAUGGUAAGUUUGCAUUCGCACCGGUGGUGCAGGAAACAAUUGGGCUAGUAGAUACCAUCAUGUUUGUCACUAGAACAUCAUGUAAUUAGGAUUUCUGUGAUCUUUUUAAAAAAUUUUGUUACUUCCAAUUUCAUCUAUUGAUAAUUUGUUGUGAACUUGCUAGUUUAAAUGCAUGUGUGCUUGAUUGCUUGUGAA
Molecule: messenger RNA, 1081 nt
Organism: Trifolium pratense (red clover)
Lineage: Eukaryota; Viridiplantae; Streptophyta; Magnoliopsida; Fabales; Fabaceae
Exons: 3
Coding region: 228-707 (159 amino acids)
Source: RefSeq, a predicted model, not a curated record